Molecule: messenger RNA, 1614 nt
Organism: Aspergillus melleus
Lineage: Eukaryota; Fungi; Ascomycota; Eurotiomycetes; Eurotiales; Aspergillaceae
Product: putative methionine permease
Exons: 4
Coding region: 1-1614 (537 amino acids)
Biological process (GO): amino acid transmembrane transport
Cellular component (GO): membrane
Molecular function (GO): L-amino acid transmembrane transporter activity
Source: RefSeq, a predicted model, not a curated record
AUGGCCGACACCGAACACCAGCCACUUCUCGAAGCCGCGUCGAUACAGUAUGACUCGCUGCGCGACCCCUAUCUCAACCUCCCUCCCGACGAAUUAGGCCUCAGCAUCCAGAGCACGCUUCCCGGAACGGCACCGGAAGGCAAGACCCUCACCUGGUCCAGCGCGUAUAUUCUCGUCGUGUCGCGGGUUAUCGGUAGCGGCGUCUUCGCAACGCCCGGGUCAAUCGUCAAGUCAGUCGGUAGCGUCGGAUUGACUCUGUUGGUAUGGCUGGUCGGCACGAUUCUGGCGGCCUGCGGACUAGCCGUGUCCAUGGAAUACGGAUGCAUGUUGCCUCGGUCGGGCGGAGAAAAGGUGUAUCUCGAAUAUACCUAUCCUCGGCCACGAUUUCUUGCCUCGACUCUCAUCGCCGUGCAGGCCGUGGUGCUGGGGUUUACGGCGAGCAACUGCAUCAUUUUCGCCAAAUACACCCUGUUCGCCUUCGAUAUCGAGCCCACCGAAGCGCAACAUAAGGCUCUGGCGGUGGGAUUGCUCACGGCGAUUACCAUCGUGCACGGCUGUUUCCUCAAAACGGGCAUUUGGAUCCAGAACGUGCUCGGGUGGGUGAAGAUUUUCUUGAUCGCGGCCAUGUCCUUGACAGGGUUAUGGGUGAUUCUCUUCCGACCAUACGGAGACUCGAUCGGAGCGUCGCAAUUUAGACCUGAUCAUCCUUUCGCGUGGGACACGGUGUGGGAGGGUUCGAAUUGGAGCUGGAGCUUGCUGUCCACCUCGCUAUUCAAGGUACUCUACUCGUACGCGGGUUUGAACAAUGUCAACAAUGUCCUCAACGAGGUUCAAAACCCCGUACGUACCUUGAAGACCGUGUGCCCUGCGGCGUUGUUUACCGCCUGUGGUCUGUAUCUGGUGGCCAACGUGUCUUAUUUCCUGGUUGUACCGCUGGAGGAGAUCAAGAACAGCGGCGAGCUUGUGGGUGCUCUUUUAUUUGAGCGUCUUUUCGGCGAUCACAUCGGAAGGACGCUAUUUCCUUUAGCCAUCGCUAUAUCUGCUGCGGGAAAUGUCAUGGUGGUGACUUUUGCUUUGGCACGAGUGAACCAAGAGAUCGCUCGACAGGGAUUUCUGCCCUGGUCAAAGGUGCUCUCUUCAUCUCGGCCAUUCCAGACUCCUCUGGGCGGUCUGAUCGUUCACUACGUGCCCUCGCUUCUGGUUAUCUCUCUUCCGCCACAGGGCGAUGUGUACAACUUCAUCCUCGACGUCGAGGGCUAUCCCGGUCAGAUCUUUGCCCUCGCGGUCACGGUCGGAUUGCUCCUCGUUCGACGCCGCGAGCCCUUUCGUCUGCGUCCGUUCAAAGCCUGGAUACCGGCCGUGUGGCUUCGUAUUGUGGUCUGUCUGGCUUUGCUGGUCGCCCCCUUCAUUCCUCCGCCAGAUCGGAAGGGUGAUGUGCACUUCUUCUACGCGACGUAUGCGAUUGUAGGGACUUCGGUGGUUCUUUUUGGCAUUCUCUACUGGUACGUAUGGACAAGGCUGCUCCCUCGCUGGGGGGGCUACAAGUUGGAAGAGGAGGUCGACGUAUUGGAUGAUGGCACCAGCAUUACCAAGCUGGUUCGAUCGAAUGAAUGA